CAUGAUUCAAGUCCUUUCAGAUUGAUGAAUCGACAGGACUGACACCCUCUGCACUGGCCAGAGCAUCCUGGAAGCGAAUACGAGAGAAGACUCCUUUCACUGGCCCUCUCUACUCCCUCUUCCGUGAAUUCCUUCAGCUGAGGAGCCAGCUAUCGUAUCCUGUUCCAACAUCAGACUCCCACUAUCCACAUGGCCAUACUCGAACUCUACCCUACUGGACAAAACGGACACCACUGUCUCUAGCACAUGACCGAGCGGCCCAGGCAGCUCCCCCAACCAUGUGAGAGCCUGCCUCGUGUCGUCGGCCGUCUCGCUUCUUAGGUUGAGGCUCUGGUGCUGCUAGUUGAGUCAGCCCUACAGGGCGGAUAGCACCACGCAGCACUGCCAUGACACAAUUCUUAGCUCUCACAAGCAAUUUGCUUGGUAAGGCUUGUCGAUAAAAUGCUCUAUUCGCUUGGGGGGAAGCUUGGACUUGUAUGAAUCAGACAAGGGAGCUGCUCUACCACUACCUUGGCCUUUGGGGAAUGAACCGCUCAAUUGUGCCUCACAGAGAAGUGAUCGAAGCCAGUUACUGUGGGAGUCGCAGAGACGAUAAGGCAGCAAAAGUGGUCAAUGGACUCGCUUGUGAAAAUACAGCGCCCUCAAGCUGCGCCGUCAAGGUUCAAGCAGGCAAACGCACCACCCUCAGCAGCCAGCUGCUGAUAGGCGACACCUGCCGCUGUUUUACGAAAGUGCAAAAGUAUGUUCCCAGCGAUGCCUAUUCAGUCGUGGACUUUUGUCACGCCUCCUUGCCUCGAUGCACCCAGCGCUCAAAGUCAUUUCAAUGAACCAGAGCUAGGCCCUAUCGUCCCUUCAUGUUUGGCUUUGCACCAGCAAGAUUCCAAGCAUCCAGUCCUGUUUUCAUUCUUGGGUGCCGCCGAAGCCGGCGAGAGGAGGCGCUAUGCAAAGUUCUGUGUCUAUACCUGCCGGAAGUGGAGUCGGUCGAUUCUGUUGCAGCGGCUGAAGUUUGUCCGUUCUACCACCCUGCUCAGGAUGCCGCCUCCUCGAGGCAGAGGUGGAAAAUAGAUAUAUAGCUCGCCCGUGCACUGCACUCGUCCUC
Cladophialophora immunda is the source of this 1099-nucleotide messenger RNA. RefSeq lists its product as uncharacterized. Bases 477 to 827 code for a protein of 116 amino acids. The record is from RefSeq and is a predicted model, not a curated record. The transcript has a single exon. Lineage: Eukaryota; Fungi; Ascomycota; Eurotiomycetes; Chaetothyriales; Herpotrichiellaceae.